Morone saxatilis (striped sea-bass) is the source of this 5084-nucleotide messenger RNA. RefSeq names its product solute carrier family 47 member 1 (gene slc47a1). Lineage: Eukaryota; Metazoa; Chordata; Actinopteri; Moronidae. Gene Ontology annotation, molecular function: antiporter activity; xenobiotic transmembrane transporter activity. The record is from RefSeq and is a predicted model, not a curated record. Gene Ontology annotation, biological process: xenobiotic detoxification by transmembrane export across the plasma membrane. Gene Ontology annotation, cellular component: membrane.
CUCUUACCCUUGCUCUCUUUUCCCCGACUCCCUCCCUCCCUCCCUCCCUUGCCCCUUAGCUUUUCUCCCUUCUUUCCCUUCUCUCUUCAUUUUCUGUGUUUGAAUGGAGAAGAUGGGUUCCCCGGAACCUGCACACCCGUCGCCGGGUGCAGGGCCCGUUGCUGGGGUUUCUGUUACCAAGACAGCAGGGGUUGAGGGAGACGAGGCAGUGGUAGCGGUCAGCUCCAAACUGUUUCGGUGUGCAUGCGUUAGACGUUGGCUACCAUUGGUCUACAGAGAAGAACUUUACCAAGUCUUACAGCUCACAGGCCCAUUGCUGUUGUCCCGGAUUUUGUACUUCCUCCUGCCAUUUGUCAUCACCAUAUUCUGUGGUCACAUUGGAAAUGCAGAACUGGCUGGAUAUGCGCUGGCCUCAGCGUUACAACUUACUGCUCAUCUUGCAACAAGAGGAUGAGGUGGCGAGAAUUGCCCACCUCUACGUGAUGGCGUUUCUACCAGCUGUUCCAGCUAUGUUCCUGCACCAGCUGCAAGUUUCCUACCUACAAAACCAAGGGAUCAUUCUGCCUCAGAUGUACACAGCAGCAGCAGCAAACCUUAUUAACUUGGCGGCCAACUAUGUCUUAAUCUUCAGCCUUGAGUUGGGUGUUGUUGGAUCAGCAAUCGCUAACAGCCUGUCUCAGAUCACUAUCUGUCUGCUGUUGUUUGGCUACAUAAGAUGGAAGAAGCUCCACCAGCAGACAUGGGAAGGUUGGUCCACUGACUGUCUGCAGGAGUGGGGCUCCUAUAUGAAGCUGGCUAUUCCCAGUGCUGUCAUGGUCUACUUUGAGUGGUGGAUCUGGGAGAUUGGAGGUUUUCUUGCAGGUGUACUUGGCGAGGUGGAUCUUGCUGCCCAGCACGUGUUGGUGGAAAUAGGAACCAUAACAUACAUGUUCCCUUUAGGUGUCCAUGCAGCUGCCUGUGUGCGUGUUGGGAAUGCUCUGGGCGCUGGGAACACUACCAGGGCAUUAGUUACUUGCAAAGUGGCCCUGGUUCUAUCAGGAUCGCUUGCUGUGCUUUUGGGUGGGUCUCCUUAUUUGUGUUUUCUUUGAGACGGGUUUCUUCCUCAUUGUAAUCUUCAAACUCAACUGGAAGAAAGUCACACACAAGGCUCAACUGCGAGCUGGAAAGAAAGUGGUGAUGAUACCAAACCGUCCUAUUAGUACAGUGCUGACUGAAGCGAUGGUUCCUGACAUCUCUGACUGCCCUAAUACAGCCCAGUUGGACGGUGAAGACGCCUCUAAAGCAGAUGGCUACAGUCCAGUCAACACCCAGGAUCAGGAGCUGAAAGCGGGUCAUGAGGCCGAGGGCAACAACACAAACACAGGAGGGACUGAGGGAGAUGCUGAGCAGAGCAAAAAUGCUUCAAACACCAAACCUCAAUUGCUGCUUUCUGUCACUCAGCUCAUCUUGCGUCGGGGACUCAUCUUCUUGAUUUUUGUUCUCAUUUUGGUCAUAGGUGUCGCUUUCCACAUUGCUUUCCCUUCACCGGAGCCUUCUGCCCAGCGCUGGGCCAACUUAACCCUGCACUGGGCCAAUGACUCCACUCCUACACCACUGGUUCCACUCGACCUGACCCUACACCUCUGAGCUAUCUCUGACCUCUGAAUGUAGACAUCCUGGGGCUGAACGCAGUUCUCACAGUUUAGAUCUUCUAGAGAGAAAAGUGUUGAAUUCCUGUCUUAAGUUUUGCACUCUAAUAAUAGACUUUGUAAAACUACAGUCUGAAAUGGGCUACCAGCUUUGUCUUGUUUGGGAAAAAUAUGUUUCAGUGCUGCACUGCUGAGCAAAGCCACAGAAAGCUGGAAGCAAUAUCAAAUGAGACUGGCAGGAUGAACAAAGGUCUUGUUUCAAAGAUCAUGUUUUAACCUCCUCAGCCUGAGAUCCUCAACUGGAACUAGAAGACACAUUACAAAUCCCUCACAAGAGACCACGUGGGCAUUAAGGAACAGAUGUUUUUCCACUGAUAGCUUUUGAUUUUUCCACCUUCUCUUGUCUUGAUUUUCACAUUGCACUAUGACAUUUAUUUUCUUUAUUACUGACCCCAAAUGAUUUUUCUUGUGUUUUAACUGUGUAAGAUUCAUUGUAAAUAUCUGAUGUAAAAUAUACAUGUAUACAUGUAAAUAUGUAAUACACGUAUAACUAUAUGAGCAGUAUAUAGUAUUACUGUAUUGUCUUCCUGUAUCACUGUAACUCUGCCCUAUGGUAUUCUUCAGGACAGAGGUGAUUGAUAAAUAAUUAGUUAUUAUUUUUUAUUGUAUAAAUCUGACCAAUAUUAUAAUGUUCUGCCGUAUGACAGCACUCUAAUCAAUAAAAAUGACGUUUAAAGUGUAUAACAAUAAAACUAAUCACAGGGAAGCUCAUGCAUGUUCAGCUCCAAAUGCCAAAAAUAUAUUACCAUAGUCUGUAGUCUGAAGGAAACGAAUCCAAACUAUGUCCCCAAAGAGUCAAAAACCAUUUCCUGAGGUCAUCUAACAGCUGCCAUAAAGACCUGAUCCUGCUUUAAUCAUAUCAAAGACUUCCACUUUACCAGACACACAUUGUCAAAAAUGACACUACACAAACAGAGGCACCAAACCCAGGUUUAAAUUUCAUCAUGCUCAUUUAAAGUGUAACUAAAUAUGGCCGUGUGGCUAUGGAGUCUUUGAUGUGGGAGGUAACACCGACUAGAGUCCCUUAGAGCUUUGACAGUCACUUGAACACAUACAAGGUCUGUUGCAGAACUUUCUGUGCGGUAUAUGUGUUACAUUAGCUAAGCUAGCAUCUCAAAGAGACUAACACAUCGGUGUCUGUGGGGGACAAUCAGGCUACUGAAACUGGUCUUGUUUAAUAGCUAAUUUAUUAUAAAACAUUGAUUUAGCCACUGUUGUUUAUGGACAUACAUAGCUUCCGCCCUUCAAUAUGGCACUUGAUGUUAAAACGUCAAUGCCAGACCUCAGUAAAUAAUGUCAUAACUGAUGUCAUACUCUGUACUUUAGUGAUUGGUAAAAGGCAAUCAGUGGAAAUAUUGAUUUUUUUUGUCAUUCAGGAGAAGAGGCAAUCACUGCUUUCUGUCAAAUAACAUAUACUAUCCACAGUGAUAUAUAAUAUAUCAUAUUUGACCCAAAAUUGCCACAAGACGCUUUUUUGCAAAAGAUCAGUGCUGUAUAAUUAAAUUUGGGCGUGUGAAGAAGCCAUUUCUUGACUGCGUUUCACUAUAAUAAUAUGUAAUAUUAUUAACUACAUACAUAAUUUAACUGAAUUCCAGGUGUGUUAUUAUAUUGCAUGGUGACAAAAACAAGAAGUUAAUAUGAGAUUGCUUAAGAUACUGUAUCACAAGUUCUAGUCUACCAAUACUGACAGCAAAUCUUUACACAGUCACUUGUUAAUGAUGCCACAGCAUGUUACUGAUUGCAGACUCUGGAGGUGAGCGGGCCAAGAUUAUAGUCUCUGUGAGGAGCCUGUUGCAAUGUCUCUGCUGAUGAGCAAGACUGAAGCUCAGACAACAACGUAACCAUGUAUGAAUCAAGCCUGAUUUACAUGUUGAAUAACGAUAAAUUAAUAUGCAAGUUUUUAUGUGACUGUUGCAAACAUCAAUCUGUUGCAAGCCAGUGCUGAUCAGUUUGGAGAGUGCAGUGGCUUGUGAGAGCAAUGGCCAGAGUGGCAAGAAAAAAAUCCCUUCAGGGGAGCCUGACUGUGGCAUAAAUUCAGACAGGACUAGACUAAAUAUUUCGAGUAUUUACCAAAAAUGUUAUUUGAGGCUAAUCGAAAUACAGUGUACCUGCUGUCCAUUACCUACUUAACACCAACAUUGAUAUGGUCUUAUACAAAGCAGCCCAUUAUUAUUUUUAUAUUAGUAUGAAAGUGAACAAAUGUAGUUCAACAUUUUGGGAAAUACGGUUAUUCGCUCUCUGACGUACAGUUAGAUGAGAAGCAGUCUCAGGUCUGUAUUGUAAAUAUGAAGGUGUGGAUGAGGUUUUCUGCCAGAAAGGCUUUCUAACAUAUGGUUAACGCUGAGAAUGGGUGUAUUUUAAACCACUGUAUCUUCCCAACCAAGUAGUUUUGUUGCCUAACCCUAACCAAACUGCGACUGCUAACUAAAGAUAAUAAAUAAUGUCUACCAGUAGGGAUUAAUCAAAUGAAACAUAACUUGUUAAUUUGGGAGCUCCUGAAGUGCCAGAAAAUGUUUCCCCCCGGUUUCUGUCUUUGUGCUAAACUAUACUAACUGGCUAGACAUGAGUGGUAUCAAUCUUCUCAUUUAACUCUUCCAGAAGGCAAGCAUUUCUCGAAAUGUUGAGACAUCUUUUUCAUAGAUCUGUAGAGGAACAACAUAGAUAGGCUACAGAGUACGUAUUUCAGAAAAAAUCCUACAUGGUUAAUUGUUUGCUGUUAACUAGAGUGAAUAAUUUAUGAACAGGAUAUAACCGUGUAGCCUGAGCUAGUUAUCUGCUCCUGCACAGUGUGAACAGGUGGUUGAUUUGCUCAGUUUGACAUGUCUUCAUCCAGCCAGCAUGUUGCAGUGUGAGUGUACAGACCUUUCAUUAUCGUCAAAUUUGGCAACGCAGAUCAAAGGACAGAAAAAUAAACCACAGAAAAAGAACCUCUUUUCUGUCUUUGAUGAUGAAAGCAUGCAUCCACAGAUGCGCUGUAGCCUAAAUAUAGCCUUUAAUCAUGCUAUUUCUAAUUGUAGCAUCCAUUCAGACUAUAUAAUUCAUAAUGAGAACACAUAUUUCGUCAGUAUUUUGAUUGGAGCCCAUCUUACUAUAUAAAUGAGACAUGCCUGUACAGUAUUUUUUCAGUUAUCAUUUUCAUUGGCUGCCUCAAUUAAGUUAUAUUUCUUAUUGGAUUUUUCCAAAACAUGACUAAUGUAGCAACUCCAAAAGUGACUGGGAUUGAUCUAUUAAAUAGAUGAAAGCAACAAAGAGCUAGGAGAAUGACACUAAAUGCUUUUAUAACAGAACUCCUCUCUGAAGAUAAUUGUGACGUUGAAGACAAUCCCUUAAGUGUGCAGUAAUGACAGGAAAUUUACCGAGGCGGUCUACAAGAAGGGCCAAAGCCGACUCUUUUUC